CAUGGAGGCGGCGCUGAAUAACUUGUCGAGUACGGUCGAGUUGCUGGCGGUGGCGGCGAGGAGUGGUGACGUUCGUCUCUGGGACCUGCAGUCUCUCUCUCGGGCUUUUCACUGGGCCUGCUACUGCGAGCACCUUUUCUCAAAGUUCCACCAAAACCCCAAUAUAAGAGGGAUUAUGGAGAUGCAACUGCAGCACACAAAUAACAGUUUGCGAGCUGUCUUCGCUGACUACGCAGACCUCUCCUUUUUGGACCUGUCACAAUGCCAGCACCUUUUGCUAACAGGGCUCCUGAACAACCCUAAUCUCCCCCUCUCCAUCAUGAAGAUACUUUUUGACACCAAAAAGCCAGCAACCAUCAAACCAGGAGAGUAUCAGGAUGUCACGGGGCUUUGCAGUCACAUCAUUCAAUGCAAAUCUGCUUAUAAAAUCUUAAAUCCUCUCACGGGUCAGUCAGAAGCCGGUGUUGAGGUGCAGGGCGCCAUGUUGAUGGAGAGCCUUCACGCCCUGCUGAGCCGAGGAGGCGAAGCUUGCCGGGCGCAGCGUUUUCUUGACGCUGUCCUCCUGGGAUGCAAAGAAGCAGAACAUUUGUGUUUGGUCCUCGCUGCCGCUUUGCUGACUGGAGGAAAUGCGCAUGCACAAAUCGCUCCAGUGGAUUUUCUUCAGGACUGGCUCCAGCAAAAACACAGCCUGCUGCAGCACAUGUGCUUCACACUGCCUACAUCUCUUCUGAAAGACCUGGCCAAAGAACAUGUCAAAUUUAGGGACAUGUACUGCGCUGUUCUUAAAAAAUGGGCUGCAGAUAUGGAGUACUGCGUCGAUGAAGGCAAAUGGGUGCAAAGCAGCACAAGUCCCAAAGUGUCUUUUCGGGAAGUGACUGAGCACUUUGUGGUCUUGCUGGAGGCAUGUCCCACUUUGGGGAGAACUGUGGAAAAAGAGCUGAAUGAUUUGAAGAUAUCUGAUGGAGACUUUGAUGUCAGAGGACUAAGUGUGUGGGGAGAUCUCUUAACAGAAAUACACAAGUGUCAGUCGCAGCUAGAUGGAUAGUUUCACAACUGUGGUCAACCAUUUAGCAUUUUGUCUCAAUCCGUACACUGAAUUGAUACCAUACCCUCAAUUUUAAGGGAAGUCAAUCCCUCAUGAAUGAGAAUAGAAUGAAUGUUAGUCGUAAAAAAAAAAAAAAAAAAAAGGACUGCAGUGAAUCUCACUGUAAGCUGUUUCAAAUAUUUUGACCCACUCAUGGAAGCAAAAAAAAAAAAAAAAAACAAUAUACAAAAAAACUGGAAAUACAUCCACCCCUCCAUUUUUCUAUAGCACACCCUAAGUUGGAGCCUGUACAAGUUUACUGGGUGAGAGGCAGUUAGUCAGAGGGCAUACGUAGACAAACAACCAGUCACACCUACAUUCACACCAAUGCACAAUGUAGUCAAUCGAAAAUGCAUGUUUUUGGACAGUAGGAGGAAAGCAGAGUGCCCAGAGAAAAUACAAAUGGGCGAGAGCGUGCAAACACCCACGGCAAGGCCUGAACACUGAUUUGAACCCAGAACAUCAGAAUUGUGAGGCAGAUGUGCUGCCCACUUGAGGAAGGCGUUAAAAUAAAAAUAUAAUCCAUCCAUUUUCUACACCGCUUAUCCUCACUGGGGUCACGGGUAUGCUGGAGCCUAUCCCAGUUACCUGCGGGAGAGAGGCUGGGUACACCCUGAACUGGUGGCCAGCCAGUCGCAGGACACAUAUAAACAAUCAAUCAUUCACACCUAUGGGCAAUUUAAUCUUCAAUUAACCAAUCAUGCAUGUUUUUGGGAUGUGGGAGGUAGAGAACUGGAUAGCACACCCACCUCACAGUUCUGAAUACCCGGGUUCAAAUCCGGCCUCACGUGUGUGCGGAGUUUGCAUGUUCUCCCCGUGCCUGUGUGGGUUUUCUCCGGGUAAUCCGGUUUCCUCCCACAUCCCCAAAAACAUGCAUGGUAGGUUAAUUGAAGACUAAAUUGUCCAUAGGUGUGACUGUGUGUGUGAAUGGUUGUUUGUCUAUAUGUUCCCUUCUAUUGGCUGGUGACCAGUUCAGGGUGUGUACCCUGCCUCUCGUUCCAGAGUUAGCGCUGAGAUAGGCUCCAGCACGCCCGCGACCCUAGUGACGAUAAGUAGUAUGGAAAAUGGAUGGCUACUGUAUAAUGCUUUGCAGCAAAGAAAGGCUGUAGCCUUGUCUAAUUGGAAAACAGUGUUCUGCAGCCAUCUAAUGGCAUCUAUUGGCAAUUACAAACCUUUCGAUUGGCUGUCAAUUUCCGAUUUUUGCAAUUCACCACAGGACUCAGCCCCUAUCCUCCACGAACAGUGGCAGUUUACUGUAGUUAUAUUUAAAAAAAGAUGUUUUCAAAUAAUAAUCAAUUAAUGAUAUUUAUUUUUUUCCAGUCAAUAAAGGAAAUCUAGUCAAAUGCCCAUCCCUGGUAUUGCUAAAACUAUUAUGACCGUCAAUCAAAAUUGAGCAUUAUUACAGGCAGUUUUGACACAGCUCUUGUUAGAUAGGUCAGGUUUACCUAAUUUCGCUAAUGCAGGGGUCACCAACCUUUCUGAAGGUUCUUGGGUAUGGAUUCAUGCUACCAGUUUGAUACACAUCUCUGAAAUAACAAAUUUGCUUAUAUUACCUUUAUUUGUGUGUAAAAUGAUACUCAAACAAUGUUUCAAGGAAAUCACUGGUAAGCAAUUUCUAGAACAGAACUGUCCUUCACCCCUGUGGUAAUGCCUUAACUAACUGUAAUUCUGUUAUCUAAAAUCUAAAAAGUAAAACAUACACUGUAUCAUCACAGGCUUUCGUGUAACCAAACGUCAUGUGACUCCAAGUCAGCCAGUGAAUUGUUCACACUAAAUGAGUUUGUGGAGAUGUAUGGCAAGCAGCACUUUUAUUUUUAUUUUAUUUUUGUGUGUGUGUAUGGUGUGGGCAAUGUUGCAGCCCUUGAUUUAUGACAUGAUAUAAUGCUGUAAAACACAAGGUGUCAUACAAACUGGUAUGGAUGGAAGGAAUGAAAUUGUUCAUCCAACUAAAGUCACUCGCUAAAUUGCA
This is a messenger RNA of Phyllopteryx taeniolatus (common seadragon), 3053 nucleotides long. It is a transcript of the gene fancf, whose product is annotated as FA complementation group F. Gene Ontology annotation, biological process: interstrand cross-link repair. The record is from RefSeq and is a predicted model, not a curated record. The transcript has a single exon. The coding region runs from base 2 to 1045 and encodes 347 amino acids. Lineage: Eukaryota; Metazoa; Chordata; Actinopteri; Syngnathiformes; Syngnathidae. Gene Ontology annotation, cellular component: Fanconi anaemia nuclear complex.